AUGACCGCCGCAACAGUCAUCAAGUGUCUGCGUCAGUUAUUCUCUAUAGUCGGCAUUCCUGCUUAUGUCCACUCGGAUCAAGGCACCUCCUUCAUGAGCCGAGAGCUGAGAAAUUUCCUGACUAGUUAUGGUGUGUCUACCAGCCGGACCACCCCAUACAACCCUAGAGGAAAUGGUCAGUGCGAGCACCACAACGGAAUAAUAUGGAAAACCAUUACACUCGAUCUUAGGUCCAAGAACAUCGCAGAAACUAAUUGGGAAUCUGUGUUACCUGAUGCACUUCAUUCUAUUCGGUCUCUGUUAUGUACUGCCACCAACAAAACGCCUCAUGAAAAACUGCUCAGCUUCCAACGCCGAUCAGACCGUGGUAGUUCGAUGCUAACCUGGCUCUCCUCUCAUAGACCAGUCUUGCUACGAAGACAUGGCAGAAACAGUAAGUACGACCCUCUGGUUGAUGAGGUUGAGCUUCUGGAAGCCAAUCCACAGUACACCCACAUUCGGUUCCCUGAUGGACGACAGUCUACCGGAGUUGAAAUCAGGAACCAAGUUAUUCACACUGAUACCAACGGUAGAGUCGUCGACAUCUUUUCAACGAACGGGACCAUCGUUGAUGAGGAUGAAGAAGCAGAGCGGUCCCACUCUAGUGAACUGGAAAAACGCCGCAGGAAGUGUAAAGCAAGUCUGUAUAUCAUGGACUGA
Molecule: messenger RNA, 699 nt
Organism: Homarus americanus (American lobster)
Lineage: Eukaryota; Metazoa; Arthropoda; Malacostraca; Decapoda; Nephropidae
Exons: 2
Coding region: 1-699 (232 amino acids)
Biological process (GO): DNA integration
Molecular function (GO): nucleic acid binding
Source: RefSeq, a predicted model, not a curated record